AUGGAAACACUAAUUUCUACCAUAAUCUUCUGCGCACUGGGAGCUGUGACAUACGAGGUAAAUAUGAUAGGAAACGUGCGGUGCUCACAUUUUACGUUGGCUUUCAAGGAAUGGCCAGAAGAGUAUUAUCCUCCUUAUGCAAAUGGUCCGGGUUACAUCUUGUCAUAUGACAUAGCUAAGUUCAUCGUCGAUGAUUUUCAACAGCAGAGAUUACGAUUAUUCAAGAUGGAAGAUGUGAGCAUGGGAAUGUGGGUGGAGAAGUUCAACGAGACUAGACCAGUGGCAGUGGUUCACAGCCUCAAGUUCUGCCAGUUUGGAUGCAUAGAAGACUACUUCACUGCUCAUUAUCAGUCGCCUCGCCAGAUGAUUUGCAUGUGGGAUAAGCUGCAGAGACUCGGGAAGCCUCAUUGCUGCAACAUGAGAUGAUGACAUAACAUCUUCUUUUUGUUGGCCGGAUUCUUGUUAGAAAGGAAAAUGAAGCAGCGAUGGGAGUUUAUGGAGCUAACUGUUUUAGAUCUCUGAUGUAUAGACAGGAACAAUCUAUAAUGUAUUUAUCUGUAUAAUAUUUAAUGAAGGGAUCUUGAAAACUUGACUGAGAGGUCAAAUUGUUUUUGCUUUGUUUACAAAAUAUUUAAUCAAGUGGUACUACUAGAAGUCAGCCAUUACUCUGUUUCAAC
Molecule: messenger RNA, 677 nt
Organism: Raphanus sativus (radish)
Lineage: Eukaryota; Viridiplantae; Streptophyta; Magnoliopsida; Brassicales; Brassicaceae
Product: hydroxyproline O-galactosyltransferase GALT4-like
Exons: 2
Coding region: 1-426 (141 amino acids)
Cellular component (GO): Golgi membrane
Molecular function (GO): galactosyltransferase activity
Source: RefSeq, a predicted model, not a curated record